Notothenia coriiceps (black rockcod) is the source of this 261-nucleotide messenger RNA. RefSeq names its product ribosomal RNA processing protein 1 homolog A-like. Gene Ontology annotation, biological process: rRNA processing. The transcript is spliced from 3 exons. The record is from RefSeq and is a predicted model, not a curated record. The annotation marks the transcript as partial. Lineage: Eukaryota; Metazoa; Chordata; Actinopteri; Perciformes; Nototheniidae. Gene Ontology annotation, cellular component: preribosome, small subunit precursor; nucleus.
CUGGUUCGCUUCAUGUUCAGACAAACCUUUGAGGUGCUGAAGAGGAAAAACUGGCAGAGCAGUGCGGUCGGCAGGUUUCUAGAGUUGCUGACAGCACAGCUCCUGCAGAGCAGCAGCGGGGCCCCCAGUGGACUGCAGUUCCACAUCCUGGACCUGUAUCUGAGCGAGCUGGCAGCAGUGGGCGCAGCAGAGCUCACUGCAGACCAGAACUUGAUUUUCAUUGAGCCAUUCUGCAAAACAUCGGCCAAAACCAAAGAGUGA